CUGACCACACCAGGACUGGAGAAGCAAUUCUUGCCCCUGGCAGAGGGCCGCCUUUCCCUCCCAGCUCGGUUGCUUCUCCUUCAGACCUCCCACCGCCACCACCACCACCAUCAAAGACCUGUCUCCACCCACCACCCUGUGCCCUGCCCGAGGACCUGGCCUUUUUGGUCCCAGGCACAAGGCCGGCACAUCCGAAGUGGCUCUGCCUGACCCCUGGAGUGGCUGGGAUGGGAAUUGUACGGUCUGUGGGCUGAGGAGGUCUGGAGCAGAUAACCCCCUGGAAGAGGCUGCUGCCGAGAGAACCGCGUGAAAACCUCACUUCCUCUGUGUAGCGCAGGUUCCCAACCACAAGCACCAAAGCAGAGGGGCAGGCAGCACACAGCCCAGCAGCCGGAGCAGCAGGGAGCCAUGGUCUCGGAGGUGAGCGGACGCCAGGUGCUGGAUGCCUCAGACUUUGCCAUGCUCCUGGAAAACUGUAGCUCUGCGUACGGAGACUACGGAGAAAACGAGAGCGACUCCUGCUGCACCUCCCCACCCUGCCCACAGGACUUGAGCCUGAACUUCGACCGUGCCUUCCUGCCGGCCCUCUACAGCCUCCUCUUUCUGCUGGGGCUGCUAGGCAACGGCGCCGUGGCCGCCGUGCUGCUGAGCCAGCGCGCGGCCCUGAGCAGCACCGACACCUUCCUGCUCCACCUGGCCGUGGCUGACGCCCUGCUGGUGAUGACUCUCCCGCUCUGGGCAGUGGACGCUGCCAUCCAGUGGGUCUUUGGCUCGGGCCUCUGCAAAGUGGCUGGCGCCCUCUUCAACAUCAACUUCUACGCCGGGGCCCUCCUGCUGGCCUGCAUCAGCUUUGACCGUUACCUGAGCAUAGUGCACGCCACGCAGCUCUACCGCCGGGGCCCCCGGGCCCGUGUGGCCCUCACCUGUGUGGUCGUGUGGGGGCUCUGUCUGCUCUUUGCCCUCCCAGACUUCAUCUUCCUGUCGGCUCACCACGACGAGCGGCUCAAAGCCACCCACUGCGAGUAUAGCUUCCCGCAGGUGGGCCGCACGGCUCUGCGCCUCCUGCAGCUGGUGGCUGGCUUCCUGCUGCCCCUGCUGGUUAUGGCCUACUGCUAUGCCCGCAUCCUGGCUGUGCUGCUGCUCUCCAGGGGCCAGAGGCGCCUGCGGGCCAUGAGGCUGGUGGUGGUGGUAGUGGUGGCCUUUGCCCUCUGCUGGACGCCCUACUACCUGGUGGUGCUGGUGGACACCCUCAUGGACCUGGGGGCCUUGGCCCGCCACUGCGGCCGAGAAAGCCAUGUGGAUGUGGCCAAGUCGGUCACCUCAGGCCUGGGCUAUAUGCACUGCUGCCUCAACCCACUGCUCUAUGCCUUUGUGGGCAUCAAGUUCCGAGAGCGGAUGUGGAUGCUGUUGGUGCGCCUGGGCUGCCCUGGCCAGAGAGCACUCCAAAGGCAGCAGCCGUCCUCUUUCCGCCGAGACUCGUCCUGGUCCGAGACCACAGAGGCCUCCUUCUCGGGCCUGUGAGGCUGGAAUGGGGCCUCCCUUUCACCCACGCAGCCUGCCCUGCCCCCACAUGCCACAUUCCUCCCUCUCUGCUUGGGCCUGCUCUGCAUGCCCCAAGAGCCUUGCCCCUGGAACUCCCUGGCAGCCCCAGCACCACCCAGUCUCCCAGGGAGCCGCCCUCCUGGCUCUGGAAGCUGUGCCAUCGCCGCUCCUUAGCUGCCUAGUCCCCCCCCCAAUCCUGCCACUCCAGAAGUGGCUGCCAGAGCCCCCAUGGCUCAUUUAAUUUGCUAACUACAACAUGGCCUUCCCCACAGGCAUGGAGCGAGAGGCAAACAGCCCCUGGGGGACAGAGACCCAGGCCUCUAGCUCAGGAGGGACUAUGGUUCUGGACCCCAUAAACUGUGUAUUUGCUUAUUUUUGUGUCUAAAAUCCUGCUUAAAACUCUUCAAUAAAUGAGA
Molecule: messenger RNA, 1958 nt
Organism: Oryctolagus cuniculus (rabbit)
Lineage: Eukaryota; Metazoa; Chordata; Mammalia; Lagomorpha; Leporidae
Gene: CXCR3
Product: C-X-C motif chemokine receptor 3
Biological process (GO): G protein-coupled receptor signaling pathway; immune response; inflammatory response
Cellular component (GO): external side of plasma membrane; membrane
Molecular function (GO): C-X-C chemokine receptor activity; C-C chemokine receptor activity; C-C chemokine binding
Source: RefSeq, a predicted model, not a curated record